AUGGAAAAGACAAAAUUAUCGUCUGUUGUAGUUCCUUCUGAUGUUACAAUUUGUGAGAAUUUGUACUCGACCGGCACUCGAGAACUGACAUUGAUGGAGAAACUCGGCCUUCUUCUCACCCCAAACCCAGUCAGAUUCAAUUACACCAAAAACGAUCGACUUGAACUCCAGUCGGUUUUAUCUAAAAAGUACUCCGAUGAUCCUGAUUACAUCACUGAUAUUCUGCUCAAGAGACAAAAGUCUGUCAGUAAACAGGUUUCAGCGAAGGUGUUUAGCCUGGUUGGAUUUUUGGGUUCUUCAGUAUUGACACUGUAUUCGUUGAGGUAUCAUUCUAUAAAGACUAAGGUGCUAGUAACGCCUUUUAGUUCAUAUUUUGGUUACCUAGUCGGUCAGCAGGCCGGUAACCUUUACUACGGUCGGUGGAGUGAGUAUGGGCAAGAGCGAGCCCUAGGGAAACUCCCGGCCAAACGGUUCCUAACUCAGGAAGAAAUCGAUCAAUAUUCUAAUAAAUAA
Theileria annulata is the source of this 513-nucleotide messenger RNA. RefSeq lists its product as uncharacterized. NCBI's taxonomy places the organism in Eukaryota, Apicomplexa, Aconoidasida, Piroplasmida, Theileriidae. The transcript has 2 exons. The record is from RefSeq and is a predicted model, not a curated record. Bases 1 to 513 code for a protein of 170 amino acids.